This is a messenger RNA of Magnusiomyces paraingens, 1782 nucleotides long. RefSeq lists its product as uncharacterized. Gene Ontology annotation, biological process: DNA recombination; DNA repair; DNA replication. The record is from RefSeq and is a predicted model, not a curated record. Lineage: Eukaryota; Fungi; Ascomycota; Dipodascomycetes; Dipodascales; Dipodascaceae. Gene Ontology annotation, molecular function: DNA binding. Gene Ontology annotation, cellular component: nucleus. Bases 1 to 1782 code for a protein of 593 amino acids. The transcript has a single exon.
AUGAGUGAUCCUCAAAUUUCUUAUGGUGUUUUAUCAAAUAUCAUUGGUCAUUCUAACGAUUCGGGUUGGUUGGCACCGAGAGGUGUUGUUCUUCAAAUAUUGAAAUACAAGAGAGAUGAAAAAAAUAUUCGCUUUUUGCUUCAUGAUGGGAAGAAUUCGGCACCAGGAUUUUGCACUGAAGCACCUGAAGGUCUUGAUUUAUCAGAUCUUGAAAAUGUUCCAAAUUCUCUGAUACGAAUUCAAAAUUAUUCUGUAAGGCCUAUGAAAGGAAAAUAUUACCUUCUUAUUCGAACUUCGGAAUAUAUUGGAAAAGGAGAAUUUCCCAGUGAAGCACCCACUGCUCUUCCUGUUGCUUCUAAUAGUACAGAAAUUUUCAGUUUUGUUAAUGAUCAACAUAAAUUGACAAAAAAAGAAGAUCAAACAGCUUCUAAUGAUAGUCGCCACCCUCAGUCUCAUCCUCAAAAAAAAUCAAAUGGAAUUUUUACUGAAAUUAGUGCUUUGACCCCUUUUACUACCAAAUGGCGUAUUUGUGCUCGUGUGGAAUAUAGAUCUGACAUUCGAACUUUUAGAUCAAAGACAUCUGGAAAUGAUGGAAGUUUAUUUAAUAUUACUUUAGUCGACAAAAGUGGUGAAAUCCGUGCAACUGGGUUUAAUGAAAUUGUUGAGACAUACUAUAAUAUGUUAGAGCCUGGAUCUGUGUUUGUUAUAUCUGGAGCCAGAAUUAACUCAGCCAACAAGAAAUAUUCUAAUUUGAAACACGAUUACGAAAUCACUCUUGAUCGUAACACUACGAUUGAACCUGCUGAUGACUUUUCAGAAUCGGUUCCUAAAAUGAUUGCCGACUUUACACCACUUGACAAACUGGCUGAUGUUGAGUCAGAAUCAGUAAUUAACGUCAUUGGUGUAGCUCACAACGUUUAUGAUGCUACAAGUCAAAUGUCUAAAACUGGGAAAGAAUACACCAAGAGGGAUAUAAUUUUGGUCGAUAAAUCUCUAUUCAUGGUCAGAGUUACAUUAUGGAGUGAAACUGCAACAAAAUUUGAUGAGUCAAAACAAGGUCAUGUGGUGGCAAUUAAAGGUGUUCGAGUAUCUGAUUUUAAUGGUAAAUCUCUUUCAGUAUUAGCAUCAGGUUUAGUUAUUAAUGAUCCAGAAAUUGAUGAAGCAUACAAUUUGCAAGGUUGGUAUCAAAAUGGUGGGCUCGACAGCAAUUUUAAAUGGAUCAGCAAUUCUGGUGGGGACGGUAAAUUUGAAACUCCUGAAAAAUAUUUGACGCUCCAAGAGGCCACAGAAAACCGUUUGGGGAUGUCAGAUACUCCUGAUUAUUUUAUCACUAUGGCAGUCAUCAACAGAAUUAUUCAAAGAGAACCAUACUAUCCAGCAUGUACACAACCAAAUUGCAAUAAAAAAGUCGUUCAACAAACUAACGAAAAAUGGCGUUGUGAAAAGUGUGAUGUUGAAAUAGAAAAACCGAAUUAUCGUUAUGUUCUGUCUGUCCCAGCAAACGAUUAUACAGACCAAAUAUGGAUAUCGUGUUUUGAUGAAACUGCUCAAGUGUUUUUGGGUGUGUCAGCAAAUGAGUUGUAUGAUUAUUAUCAAUCUAAUGAUGAAGCAUAUAAACACGUGAUGGAGGAUUACAAUCACAAUGAGUAUAUUUUUAAGAUCAAGGCACGCAAAGAAUUUUUUAACAACGUUGAACGAGUAAGAUAUCAAGUUGUUAAUAUUCAUCCGGCAGAUUUUAUCACUGAGAGUCGAAAGUUAUUGGAUGAUAUUCAACAGUAUUAG